This is a messenger RNA of Stegodyphus dumicola, 3764 nucleotides long. RefSeq lists its product as uncharacterized. The record is from RefSeq and is a predicted model, not a curated record. Gene Ontology annotation, biological process: replication fork processing. Gene Ontology annotation, cellular component: Set1C/COMPASS complex. Lineage: Eukaryota; Metazoa; Arthropoda; Arachnida; Araneae; Eresidae.
UUUAUUGUCUGUUCUGUGCGCAAAUUUGUUCUGGAUUGUGUGCGGAAUGGAAAAACCGCGAUUUUUACCUGGAGAUUCUGUAUUAAUUGAAAAUAUUGUUAAUUAUCUUAAGGCUAAGGGAAUAUUUGAUGAAUUUCGCCACGAAUGUCUUGCCGAUGUAGAUACAAAGUCUUCCUGCCAAAAUUUGAGUCAAAGAGUUGAUGGAUAUACAACGAAGUUUCUUGCUAAUGAGACUUGGAAUCCGGAUUUAAACAAGAAUGAACUAAGAAACAAGCUGAGACGUCAUAUUGAUGAGUCUGGAAUGUUAGCUGUAGGAGCUGAUCAUGUUGUUGAACAAGUCAUAAAUCCAAAGAUUGGGCAGCUUUUCUUCCCUAGGAUAAGAGAAGUUGUACAUCAGUAUUUAAAUGAAGAAAAUUUAAAAUUAAAUAAGAAGCAAGACCCUGUCAAAGAAGAACCUACCAUUGCUGAAAAAAAUUUUGCAGAAAGUGCAGACUCAAGCUCCAGUAGGACUACCAAAAGCACUGUCCUUGAUCCUAUAGCUGACAUUUUGGCAUUUAGCUAUUCCAAACCAACUAAAACUGAUAAUACUGCUAUAAAGCAAACAGUUCCAAAUCCCCCAGUUAGCAAGACAGAAAAUGUUCAACCAAAAUAUCCAGAUGCUAUAGGAAAACAAGAAAAAAGGAAAGAAGAGAAAAAUGUUAGCCAGUCUAUAAAAACAGAACAAGAAAAAAAGAAGGAAGAGAAAAGUGUUAGCCAGUUUGUAAAAACAGAACCUGUAGAAUCAACAUCAGAAACUUCAGUAACUCCUGCAGCAGAUUCAAAACCUCAAAUUGAAUCUAAAGAAUCAUCAACCAAAGUAAAAAAAGAGAUCAAAGCAGAAGAAUGCGAUGGCUCUAAAGACACAUUAGAAGCUCAGAAGAAAUGUCAGAAAGAAGAUAUAAAAGUAGAAAAAAAGAAAGCAGAAGAUGCUAAAAUUCAAAAUAAUGAUGGUAAUUUAUCUGAAGAAAAUGUUUCAAAUAAAUCUCUAACUACAACUCCUCAAAAGUCUAAUGUUAACAUUAAAAUCAAAUCUGAGAGAACUGAAACCGAUAAAUAUAGCAAAUCUGAUAGAGCUGAAUCUGAUAAACAUAACAAAUCUGAUAGAACUGACACAGAUAAACAUAAACAAAAGUUGAAAACCACAAGUUCUCAUAAAAGCACUAGUAACUCAAGUAAGGCAAAGUCUAAGGAAACCAGUGAGAGUUCUAAGAAUUCAAGUGAAAAAUCUGGUAAAAGUACUCCUUCAAAGUCUCUAAAGCAUUCAACUAAAGAUCAGUCUUCUCCUUUAAAAUCUGUAAAAUCUUCAAAAGAUGAAAAGAAUGUUGUUAGUGGACUUAAACUCAAAUCUAGUGAUGGUAACAUCAAAACAGGCGAAUCUUCUUCAAAGAAAUUGACUUCAUCAAAAUCAGGUACUCCCAAGAAAGACAAUCUGGUGGCAAAGUCUAAGAGUGUCUUAGAUAAAGCUGAAAAACAUAAGAAUGUAAAGGAUCAGAAAUCAGAUAAUCUGCGAUCUGAUUCUUCAUCAAAUAUAGAAAAAGGAAGUAAAAGCAGCUAUCCACAUUCAUCAUCAUAUGAAUCAUCACAAGGUAGUGAUCAAGAAAGAGGCUCUUUAACAAGUACUAAAGAAAGACAAAAACUGUUUAGUAAGCAUUUCAAGAAAGAUAGUCCAGUUCAGAAAGAUAGAGAUAAAAGUGAUAAAAAAGUUUUUGAUAAAAAGCGACUUGCAAAGGAUGAUGUUAGAUUAAUGAAGAAGCAUAAAGAGAAACAUUCAAAAUUAUUCACAUUGGAGGAAAAGCAAAAAGAAUCUUCCACAUUUCAAGAUUCAAGUAAACUUGGAUCUCGAUCAGACAGUUUUGGUUCUGGAUCUUCUCUUACUAAUUCACCAACUACAUCCAAAGAAAAUUCAUUAUCUACUUUUGAAGAAAGUAAUGAGAAUUCCUCUAACAAACUUACAGAAAAGAAGAAGCGCAAUAAAGAAAAAUGUCAAAGUCCUCAAAUUCUUCCACCUCCUCCACCUCCGCCUCCAUCAUCAGGCUCUUUGAUAUGUGGCACAUCUUCUUCUGCAGAAAUGUCUUCCUUAGAUGAUACACAGUCUUCCAGUGAGAGUGAAAAUUCAGACAGUGAAGACAGUGAUGAGAGAUCAAAUAUUGAGUCAGAAACUAAUGAAAGCACUUCUUGUAGCAUAAAAAAUGCUAAAAAAGCUAUUGAUUUUGGUGAAAAGACAACAUCUUUGCUGAAGCCACAUAAUCAGAGCUUGCAGUCAGAUAACUCAUCGUCUGAGUUUGAAGGAUUUUGCUCAUCUCCAGAGAAAGAAUUUCAGUCUUCUGUCCAUCCUCUUGACUCUGAUGUUAGUGUAAGCUCUGUACAUACCAGUGAACUGUCUACUUUUGAAGAUGAGCUUACAGAUGAUGAAAGUUCUAGUGAUGAGAUUGCCCAUCCUAAAUCUCAGAAAAUGAAGCUUACUGUUAAGGAGGCUAGAGAAAAAAUUCUGAUGAAAGCAAAAUUGGGUAAUAAUCUUGCCAAAAAGAGUGCAUUGUCUUCUGAGAGUAAGAAGAAGGAGAGUAAUUGCAGUUUACAGUUACCUGUUUCAUAUGCUUCAUCUGAAGACGAGUCUUCUGUACCUGCUGAACCAAAAAGAGAAUUAAGAAGAGAGCGCAAACUGAAUCCAAAAUAUGCUUCCAGUGAAUACACUUCAAUAUUUAAUUCUAGGAAAAGGAGUUUUAUUACUAAAACUCCUGAAGAAUAUGAAAGAAAGGAAAUUAGUUCUGAAUCAAACAGAAAAAAGAAUUUGAAUGCACCAGCAGUAAAUACCAAGGAAACUCAAAGGAAAAGCUCUUCAAGAUUAUCAGUAGAACUAAAGAACAAAUCAGUUCCUGAAAGUGAUUCUGAUGAAUGUUCAAAAACAUCCAAAUCUGAUCAUAAAAUAACUCUUAAAUCUUUUGCUGUUGUUGAACAAAAGUUGUCUGAUUUAGAAAAUUUAUCUGAUUCUGAGGAUAGUAGUAAUAUCUCUAAAGAAAAAUUAGAUUUGAAUAAUAUUGAUGAUGAUUAUCUAUCUGAUAAUGAUAACUCUAGAGCAAGACUAAAAAUUAAAACUGCAAAUAAGUGUUAUAAUCAAAGAGAUCUGAAUUCUCGUCCAACGAAAAGGAAGGCAGAUUCAGUUAUUAAAUCUUCUAACAAGCGACCUUGCAGCAGGAACUCUGUUGAUUCUUGUAGUUCAGAAUUUGCUGCCAAUGAAAAUAAACCAUUUAAUAAUGAAAGGAUUUCUUCAGGAACUUCAAGUUCUGGCAAUAAAAGUCAUAGAAUAAAUAAUGAUUUCAAAGAUUCUGCGGAUAUCAGAGAUAAUCGAAAAAAAGAUCACAAGCAGAGAACAAGUAAUAAUGGGGAUCUCUUAGGUAAACGAGAAAUGUUAAGAAAUAAUUCACAUUCUAAAUUGCAUCACACUUCAGGAAAGAAGCCUGAUGGAGAUUUUAACUUGGAUUUUUCUUCUGUAUGACUGUAAAGAAAAUGCAAGUGUAAAUUUUAUUUUUGUACUGAAGAGUUUUUAUACCUUCAAAAAGUUUAUAUCAUGAAAUUUAUGCAAUAAUUUCGUAUAAUAAUCAAAUUGCUUGUAAUUAGUGAAACAUUUCUUUAAAUAGGAAAAUAAUAAUUAUGACAUUUUUCCAGAAAAUCAGAUUUAUAUACACAUUUUUGUAAAUAUGAUGUAUUAUUAAACAUUUUAUAUAACU